Messenger RNA from Letharia columbiana, 1803 nucleotides. RefSeq lists its product as uncharacterized. Lineage: Eukaryota; Fungi; Ascomycota; Lecanoromycetes; Lecanorales; Parmeliaceae. The transcript is spliced from 4 exons. The record is from RefSeq and is a predicted model, not a curated record. Bases 1 to 1803 code for a protein of 600 amino acids.
AUGCUCUUCUACUUGGUCUGCCUCGCUCUUCUACCCGCAAUCGGACUUGGUGCUCGGCAAGUCCCUUUGACCGACUCGACAUCUUCUCCAUUCACAGCAAGCUUCGAUAAGCUGGUUAGCGAGAAUUUGGACCGUUGGCAUACUCCAGGACUAGCCAUGGCUGUCAUACAGGGCGAUGACACUUUCAGCAAAGGCUACGGCAUUGCAACAUUCCCAGACAAGCCUAUCACGCCAGAAACCCUCUUCUAUACCGCCUCUACUACAAAGUCUUUCACUGCAGCCGCCGUCUCCCUACUCAUUGACGACUCCGUCAACACCAGCGAAAGCCUGUUUUGGCAGGUACCACUCGAAAAGGUGGUGCGCGAGGACUUCGUACUACCCGACGAUUAUGCCACCUCUCACGUCACGAUCGAAGACGCUCUCUCCCACCGCACUGGGAUGCCCCGCCAUGAUCUAAGCUACGGCGGACUUAACGUCACAGUGCGGGACGUCGUUCGGAAUCUUCGCCAGUUACCGAUGACUGCAGAAAUUCGGACGAGGUUCCAGUAUUGCAAUAUGAUGUAUAUCGCAAUCUCACAUUUCAUUGAGACAUGGACUGGCAUGUGGCUUGGCGAUUUCCUCAGAACACGAAUCUAUGAGCCAUUGCGCAUGUCCAGCACUUUCUUCUCACUUUCAGACGCCCAAAAAUCGGCAGCUUCUGGUGGACCGUCCCUAGCCACUCCACACUACUGGACCAACAAGACCAAAAUCUAUCACAGUAUCCCUUGGCUCGAUGCCCCACAGGAGUCUGGAUGCGGCGCAACCAUUUCCAACGUACUCGACUACACCAAGUGGAUACGCUGCAUGAUGACGAUGUCCGCUCCGCUAUCACCGGCUGGACAUCGCGCCCUUCGCUCGCCUCGGAUCAUCAGCGGUCCAGUAGCAGAGGAACCGACUGGCUUUAGAGGGUCCGAAGCUUACGCCUUAGGUUGGGAUGUCAGCAACUACCGUGGUGAAGUGUUGAUGUGGCAUACAGGAGGCUUACCGGGCUUCAGCAGCGUAAUGAUGUACUUCCCACGCCUACAAUGGGGUGUUACGAUGAUGGCCAAUGGCGGAACGGGCGGUGCGAUUCAGAACUUGGUCUUCAAGUUGAUCGACGAUAUGUUGGAAAUUCCGGAGCGAGAAAGAUUUGAUUGGGCCCCCUUGUUGGAACUCAAUGAGUCACUUGAGUUGGAAACAUUGAAGAACGCGAAAAACCUCUUGUUUCCGAGUGCGCCUAAAGGCAAAGACUCCAUACCUCUCUCUUUACCUCUACAUUCCUACGCAGGCACCUACAUAAACGAAGGCUAUCCCGCCCUCACCCUCACCAUCAACGGCACCAACCCCUCCCACAGAGCCUCUCAACCCCAAGAAACCCUCCAUUGCUUGAUCCAAUAUGAACAAUACCCAAUCUCCAUGUCUUUCCAGCACGUCAGCGGCGAGUACUUCGCGAUCUACAUCCGCUCUUUCAGCACUGAGACACGAAUCGAGCCAGGCGAUCACGAAAUUACGACCGAUGGCCUCUCCAAAGCCGAAUUCCGACUUGGCGAAGACGGCCAAGUGAAUGAAUUGGGGGUAUUGCUGGAAGCGGAGAUGGGGGAGGCGAAGAUUUGGUUCAAGAAAGCAGGAAUCGAGAACAGUGAUGGGUAUGAAAUGUAUUUCAAAGCCGGUUCAUCCGCGGUCAGGACGGAGAACAACCUGGGCGCGAGCGGCGCUGGAGGGCAGAUGAAGCUGUUUUCGAGGUCUGGGAAGGGUUUGGCGCCUCUUUUUGCGAAACACGCUUGA